Anthonomus grandis grandis is the source of this 1297-nucleotide messenger RNA. It is a transcript of the gene Trmt6, whose product is annotated as tRNA (adenine(58)-N(1))-methyltransferase non-catalytic subunit TRM6. The record is from RefSeq and is a predicted model, not a curated record. Lineage: Eukaryota; Metazoa; Arthropoda; Insecta; Coleoptera; Curculionidae. Gene Ontology annotation, biological process: tRNA methylation. The coding region runs from base 84 to 1265 and encodes 393 amino acids. The transcript has a single exon. Gene Ontology annotation, cellular component: tRNA (m1A) methyltransferase complex; nucleus.
CAGAAGUUGACAGUUGACAAGUCGACCUAACCUCAAAAAACUCACCUUGUUAUUUUAAAAACAAACAGUAUUUGAAUUAAAAAAUGACCGAAAAUCAACUGAUAAUCAACGCGGGGGAUCACGUAAUAGUUCAGCGGCAGGGCUACACGAAACUGCAUAAACUAAAACAGCACGGCAACAUGGCUAUCGGGAAAUUCACGGUGGAAAUGGACAACGUAUUGGGGAUGCGCUACUUCGACACCUUCCAAAUGAAAAAGAGCCCCAACGGUAAAAAGUUGUUCGUGUUAGAGCGGGUCAGUGACAGCGGGAGCACCAUAAACAACUUGAACAUAGAAAAAAGUGGAUUGGACAACCGAGACAUUACCGUGGAGGAAGACACUCAGGCCUUGACGAAAGAUGAUAUAGACAAGCUGCAGGACAGCGAAUUAAACUCAAAUACGAUUAUCGGAGAGCUGGUGAACAACUCGAAAACCUUUAACAUGAAAACAGAGUACUCGCAAGAAAAAUACAUUAAAAAAAAGGAGAAAAAGUAUUUCGAAUACAUCCAGCUGCGCCGUCCAACGAUUCGCCUCCUGUGCAACAUGUUCUACCGGCAAGACCCCACAAAAACCUUAGGAAUAAGAAUAGAUGACCUCUCGCAAAUAUUAACUUAUGCCAACAUACAAUCUGAAGGGAACCAUAUGUUGUAUGACAGUGGAACUUCUGGCCUUAUGGUAGCAUCAGUUAUGAACGCAAUAGGACAACAAACCAGCGGCACUUUAAUCCAUAUGCAUCCAGGAAAUGAAUGCCAAAAAAACGCGUUUGUAGCCAUGCAAUUCCCAGAAGAACAAAGGAAUAGAUGUAUAAAUGUGAAUUUAUAUUCGGUGCUAAGGCAUUAUUAUCAAAGUGAAGACCCACCGUGUAAAAAAGCGAAAGUAGACGAGCCCCAAAAAGUGCCUCAAUGGCAACUGGACAAUGUGAAAGCAUGUGAAAUUUUAACAAACAAGUGUGACAGUUUAAUUGUAACUUGUAAAGAGCAUCCGGUGAAUAUCGUAAAGGAACUUUUGCCAUUUUUAAGGGGAGCAAGGCAGUUAGUGGUGUUCAGUUUGAUCCGGGAGCCUUUGCAAGACUUAUUCUUGUAUUUAAAAAGUCGCUUGGACAUCGUGGCGAUUAGGUUAAGUAAUAAUUUUUUGAGAAAUUAUCAGGUGUUACCAGAAAGGACUCAUCCGGAAGUUAACAUGAACAGUGGGGGCUACAUUUUAACAGCUGUCAAAUUGAAUUGUUAGAGGAUUUUUAUAUUAAAUUUUUACAAUAUUGA